AUGUCUCAGUUCGAAUCGUUCUUGGAGAACUACAACCGUGGCAGCUAUACGGGGAGCUCGGCGACGGGGGCAGGUGGCCACAACGGCGCCAAUAUCAAACGGGAGAGCUUUGAUGAGUUCUUGGGAAACUCUCUGGAUAUCAAGAAGCAACUAUCGCAAUCAUUUGGUGGCGGCGGCAGUGGCGGGCUAAGCGGCGGUGGACUCGGUGGUAGUCUUGGUAGUGGAGGAAUAGGAGGCGGAGGCGGCAGUCUUGGCUCAAUGAACACAGCGCUUCAUUACGGAGGCGGGAUAUCCAAACCGCACUCACGGAGAAACUCGGCUUACAUCAAGCCGCAAGAAACAAGCGAUGCUGAGGAUAACGAUGACGACGACGGCGCAGGAGGCGCCGACGCGAAAGACCAGGGAAACGAGCGGAAGCGAAGAGACAAUAUAAACGACAAGAUCCAAGAACUCUUGAAGCUAAUACCUAGUGAAUACUUUGCCACUACCCAGAAAGACGAGCCGAGCAGAAACGAGCCUAGUCCCGGUGAGAAAUCGCCCAGUGAAGAAGACAUCAACAACACCGUGAGCAAGACCGGCACCAAAGACGGCAAGCCCAACAAAGGGCAAAUCUUGACUAAAUCCGUCGAGUACUUGCAGAAUCUACAGAAUCUCAUCGACGAAAACAACCGCAAGGAAGUCGAGCUUAUCCUCAAGUUGGAAAGCUUGAAGUUGAAACACAAGAAUGGAGGCCAGGUGCAAGAAGGGGUACCUGUUCGCAUAGGCUAUACUAGUGCUGAGCGAGCCUUGGGUGAAAUUGGUGUCGGACCAUGCUCUGAGGAUUAUUUCAAGAACAUCUUGGUGCGGAGUGCCAAUUCAAGCAAAUCAGGAAGAAAGAAUAGCUCGUAG
This is a messenger RNA of Lodderomyces beijingensis, 888 nucleotides long. NCBI's taxonomy places the organism in Eukaryota, Fungi, Ascomycota, Pichiomycetes, Serinales, Debaryomycetaceae. The record is from the annotation of a GenBank genome assembly.